AUGGCGCCACCACGAGAUUUUAUUCCUUCAUAUUUACGAGAUAGUCCAAUUUCCUUGCUAAAUAAAAGAUCAGUAACUUCUAUACCAUUACCUACUCGUUGGAAUCCCCAUGAUCGGGCUCCUUAUGUUUCAGUUUUGGAAGAUGGCGUUAGUCUUGAAUAUAUUGGUACACAAGAAUAUAGGCCAGGAAGGAAUUGGAUAGAUGCAUCUUCGAUCCGAACGGAUUCUCCCGUUCUUCCAGAUGUUGGUUUAUAUUAUUUUGAGAUCAAAGUUAUUGAUAAGGGAGAGCGUGGAUGUAUUGGAAUAGGACUUACCAAAGGACAUAUUCCUCUUGAUCGGAUGCCAGGUGUAGCAUCAAAAGCCAUAUUUGAAGGAGAAAUGUAUCCAAUAGGUGGAAUGAUAAGUCCAAAUGAACCUGCUGCUAAUAAGAUUAAAGAAGAGAAAGCAAAGUCAAGUGAGCAGACAUCUGAAGUUAUCGAGACAGAGAGCCGUGAACAUGUUGAAGAUAAUGGACAAAUUAUAAGUUCUGAACAGGUUGAUGACACUGAACAAAGUCUAUAG
Dentiscutata erythropus is the source of this 561-nucleotide messenger RNA. The record is from the annotation of a GenBank genome assembly. NCBI's taxonomy places the organism in Eukaryota, Fungi, Glomeromycota, Glomeromycetes, Diversisporales, Gigasporaceae.